Drosophila willistoni is the source of this 2039-nucleotide messenger RNA. RefSeq names its product cytochrome P450 6g2 (gene Cyp6g2). The coding region runs from base 1 to 1563 and encodes 520 amino acids. The record is from RefSeq and is marked validated. Gene Ontology annotation, biological process: response to DDT; insecticide catabolic process. Lineage: Eukaryota; Metazoa; Arthropoda; Insecta; Diptera; Drosophilidae. Gene Ontology annotation, molecular function: heme binding; iron ion binding; monooxygenase activity. The transcript is spliced from 2 exons.
AUGGAGCUCGGAAUAUUCCUGCCAUCGAUCCUAAUCGUGGUAAUCUCAAUAUACUUUUUCCUGCAACGUCAUUAUGGAUACUGGUUGCGACAAGGAGUAAGGGAACUACGUCCUCACUGGCUGGUGGGCAACUUAUCAGGAUUAUUGAGCAUGAAGAGUAGUCCAGCGGAUUUCAUAAGUGAUCUCUACAAUCAUCCAGAUGCCGUUGAUCAGCCCUUUGUUGGCAUUCAUGUGUUCCAUAAGCCCGCUAUACUUUUGCGGGAACCCGACCUAAUUAAGAAGAUAAUGAUCAAGGACUUUUGCCAGUUUGGAAACCGUUACUCCAAUUCCGAUUACAAGGGCGAUCCUCUGGGAUCUCAGAAUAUUUUCUUCCUGAAGCAGCCACAGUGGAAGGAAGUGCGUCUGAAGCUAUCGCCAUUCUUUACCAGUACCAAACUGAAGCAUAUGUUUCCACUUAUCGAUGAGGUUGGACGUAAUUUGGACGCCCAUUUGCGUCAGCAGCCGUUGCACAAUGAGCGGAUGCGUAGUUUCGAUGUGGAGGCCAAGGAACUAUGUGCCCUAUUCACCACAGAUGUGAUCGCAACAGUGGCCUAUGGUGUUCAGGCGAAUAGCUUCAGCGUGCCGGAUAGUGAAUUCCGUCGCCAUGGCCGAGCAGUCUUUGAAUUCAGUUUAAAACGAGCAGCGGAAUUCACUUUGGUGUUCUUUUUGCCACACCUAGUGCCAUUAUUUGGCUUCAAGGUGGUUCCCAAAGAACCAACCGAAUUCCUACGGAAAACCAUAAACUAUGUAAUGGCCGAGCGGGAGCGUUCCAAGCAAACACGCAAUGAUCUAAUCGAUAUACUCAUAGAGUUCAAGAGGAGCACACAGCAGGCAAAGGACACUGGAAAGAAUGGCAAUCAGUUUGUAUUUGAGGGCGACAUACUAGUGGCCCAGGCUGUUCUAUUCUUUACCGCCGGCUUUGAGUCCUCCUCCUCUACAAUGUCCUUUGCCCUAUAUGAACUAGCCAAAAACUUGGAAAUCCAAGAACGCUUGCGAGAUGAAAUCAAAAAGGCUCUCAUCGAGAGUAAAGGACAGGUAACACAGCAAAUGAUCGAAUCAUUGGAGUACCUGCAAAUGAUCCUGUACGAAGUAUUGCGUAUGUAUCCACCACUUCCGUUUCUGGAUCGGGAGUGUACCAGCGAUGAAGCAUACUCUUUGGCUCCAUAUCACAGUUUUCGUGUUCCGAGGGGCAUGCCCAUCUAUAUUCCAGCCUACGCUUUGCACAUGGAUCCUCAGUACUAUCCGCAACCACGUAAAUUUCUCCCAGAACGAUUCUCGCCCACAAAUCGCAAAUUGAAUACACCCUACACUUAUAUGCCCUUUGGCCUGGGACCCCAUGGUUGUAUAGGUGAGCGUUUUGGCUUUCUUCAAGCCAAAGUUGGACUAGUUUAUUUGCUACGCAAUCAUUUGGUGACCACCUCGGAACGAACCCAAGGACGUAUGAAACUGGACACCAAAGCAAUUAUAUUGCAGGCUCAAGGUGGCAUACAUUUGAAACUUGUACGGAAUCCUUUGGGCGUGUAGAACUUACCCGAGUGUGAGAAAUUUAAAAAUAGAGGAAGAGAGUUUGAGCGACGCGUAUAGAUAUUGGAUCGGAGUUGGAUCGUUGACAACUGUUGUGCUACUAACUCCAGGGACUUGCGUGUUUUGUUAUUUUAAAUUCGGAGAGAGAACAUUUCGCUGUCACCCACCUCGUACAUCUUGGAAUGCAAUUUGAUAGGCAAUUUGCGUGACUGAUCAGUUGGGAGAAAAAUCAAAACAAAAAUAAUAACCAAUUGUCCCACGUCUCAAUCUCCAAUUCCCUUUUCCCGGUCGCACUUCCACAAAUGAGUCAACAAACGAUCUUUAGGUUCAACGUCUGGCAAUCAGAUUCACUUGACUGGGUUUAUGUGGCCUCAAUUGUAAUCUGUAAGUGAAUUAUUCCAUCUAAACCAAAUUUAGCCGAGAACUUAUCUUGAUCAUCGAUUUACCUAAUCUAAUCUAUUAACUUGUAACUGCUU